This is a messenger RNA of Arachis stenosperma, 717 nucleotides long. RefSeq lists its product as uncharacterized. Gene Ontology annotation, molecular function: ubiquitin protein ligase activity. Lineage: Eukaryota; Viridiplantae; Streptophyta; Magnoliopsida; Fabales; Fabaceae. The record is from RefSeq and is a predicted model, not a curated record. The transcript has a single exon. Bases 1 to 717 code for a protein of 238 amino acids. Gene Ontology annotation, biological process: protein ubiquitination.
AUGGAAUCCACCGUUUUUUCGUUGCAAAUUACUCCCAUUGAAAACCAAGCCAUACCACAAGAGUUUUAUUUCGAUGAAUGUUUCUCCAUCAUAUUCAAUUGCACCCAAGAAUUGAUCCAAAUUACCCAACGCGCUGAUGUUGACUUUUCUUCUACUACAACUACUGAAGCAAUCUUGGUUCCCUCAGAUAUCCUAUGCAGUUGUACUCCACUCACAGACCUCAACAGAGAAGACACAAUCUUAUUGCAUGAAAUCUUCUCUUCAGUGCCUGUAUCCCCUGAGUCAUUGGACCAAAUUUUACCUUCCAUAGGCGAAACUGCAAGAAGGAUUCUAAGCCGUGAAGGGUGUGACUCCAACACGCGGGAGAUUGUUGUGAACCUUCACGUUGUUACCAGGCGCAACAUUGUUCAAGAUUCUGAUAUCUAUAAUGAUGAUCUCUGUGAAAACGUUCCUGAACUAGCACAACUCGUGAAUCUGUUAGAGAGAUCCAAAAUUGUUGACCAAGAUGAUGACGGUGAAUGCGCUAUUUGCUUGGAGAAGUUUGGCCAUGGUAAUGAAGAUUCAAGUGUAGAAGUUGUUCGCAUAAAUUGCUCGCAUGUAUUUCAUGAUCGUUGCAUGCUCCGCUGGUUCCGAUGCUGUGCCGACCAUCAGUCGCCGUAUUCUUGCCCAUUGUGCCGCUGCCUCAUAUCUCCAACUUCACGCAGUGACGAUGAAUAG